AACAACAACAGCCAGUCAGACACCUGUGUAGCUUUCUAGCGAACAUAGCUACAACAUUCAUGCUCUUUACACUGUUUUGGUGUAUAUUAGUUGCUGUGUAUUAAACACACUUCUGUCGUAUGUACUUGUUGGCCCAUUUAAAUAUAUAUUGACGUUGUUUGUCAGCUAGCUGGUUUGCUAAAUUAGCUUAGAACGAGGCUAGUCACUAAUGCUAACAUCUCCGACCAUGAGUUCACUAAGCUACUCUCCUGAUAAAGAAGAGGUGGUCUACUGGACGGAGAAAGAAGCUCUGGUGAAAGAGAAGGAGGAAGAGAAAGAUGUUACAAUACAAAAACAAGUAGAGGCUGUUACCGUGAAAGAAGAAGAGAAAGACGUUUCAGUGAAAGAAGAGGAAGACGCGUUCAGAGUGAAAGAGGAGGAGGAGGAUGUUACUGUAAAAAAAGAGGAGGAUGCAGUUUUUGGAGUGAAAGAGGAGGUUGGAUAUCUGUUUAACACCAGAGAGAGACGGGACUAUCGUGGAUCCUCUGGGGAGCCUCAACAACCUCUUGAUGCUGACGAGGCAGAGAAGAGUUCCUCCAGAUCAGAACACCUCAAGAAAGACCAGCAGAGACCCACAGGGAAGAUAACUCACCGCUGCUCUGAUUGUGGGAAGAGAUUCACCUCCUCAGCAGACCUCAAAAGACAUCAGAGAAUCCAUACAGGAGAGAAACCUUAUAGCUGUGCUCAAUGUGGGAAGAGUUUCACCACCUCAUCAGGCAUUAAAAUUCACCAGAGAAUCCACACAGGAGAGAAACCUUAUAGCUGUGCUCAAUGUGGGAAGAGAUUCACCACCGCAUCAGGCAUUAAAAUUCACCAGAGAAUCCACACAGGAGAGAAACCUUUUAGCUGCUCUGACUGUGGAAAGAGUUUUGGUACUUCAGGAUGUUUAAAAUCACACCAGAGAACACACACAGGAGAUAAACCUUAUAGCUGUGAUCAAUGUGGGAAUAGUUUUACUAAAGCUGGCAGUCUGACUAAACAUCAGAGAACACACACAGGAGAGAAACCUUUUAGCUGCCCUGACUGUGGAAAGAGUUUUGGUACUUCAGGAUGUUUAAAAUCACACCAGAGAACACACACAGGAGAUAAACCUUAUAGCUGUACUCAAUGUGGGAAGAGUUUUACUCAGUCAACCAGCCUAAUAUUACACCAAAGAACACACACAGGAGAAAAACCUUAUAGCUGUACUCAAUGUGGGAAGAGUUUUACUCAGUCAGGUGGCCUGAAAUCACACAAGAGAACACACACAGAAGAGACAGCUUAUGGUUGUACUCAAUGUGGGAAGAAUUUUGUAUCAAUUGGCUAUCUGAAGAGGCACCAGAGAACACACACAGGAGAUAAAUAUUUUUGCUGUGAUCAAUGUGGGAAGAGUUUUGGUACAUCUGGCUAUCUGAAGAUACACCAGAGAACACACAGGAGAGAAAUCUUAUAUGGGAAGAGGUUGGAGAGCCAGGUGUGCUAUUCUCCUUGCGGAGAUGGCGCAGGAAAAAGCGUCACGGGGAAUCCGGUGGAGAAAGGGUUUGAUGUGACUGUACAUUUGGAAGAACAGCACGACGAGAUUAUGAAGAUGGUGAGGGAAGGGAAAGAAGAAGGACCCCUGUGCCAUUACACGGUGACCAGCCUGGCAAGGAACAACUUCAGGGUGGUCACCGUAACCAUGUACAAUCCGCAUGUGAAGGAUGAAGAGGUGAGGGCCUUUCUGGGGAGAUAUAUGGACAAUGUCUCCUCAGCGAGGUACCUCAGGGACUCCCUGGGUUUCUGGAACGGAAAGAGAGGUUUCCAGGCGUUACUCAGGGAGUCCCCGAAGAGUGUGGAUGGCUACCUCCAUCCUCCGGCGAUGUUCUCCCUGGGGGCUGACAGGGGAACACUCUACUAUGCACGUCAGCCCCCGUUCUGCAGGCGUUGUAUGGCCUACGGUCAUACCCUGGCCUCGUGCAAGAACACCUGUGGCGUGAUUGCCGGCUCGUCACAGGUCAUACGCGUCUGCAGCUGGGAGAGUGGGGGAUGGGGGAGAAAAGAAAGGACGCGUGCGGAUUGUACGGAUGGCACAGGGGAAAGGACGGAGAAGGACGAAGAAGGGAAGAAGGAAGAGGCGAAAAGAAAGAGGAGAGAAGAUGGAAAGAAGGAAAAAGAAGGAGAGAUUAAAAAAGGUGGAAGAACGUGGAGGAGCAGAGAAGAGGGAGAAGGGGACAGUGGUACGAGAAGGAGUGGAAGAGGGAACGGGGACAGUGAUGGAGAAGGAGGGAGGAGUGGAGGUGGGGGUGGGAGGGGGGGAGAUGGGGGGAAGGAGUGGGGGGACAGCCUGCCAGGCUUCCUCGAGGUCGAAAUGAGGGAUUUGGUGGAGGAGUUAGCGGGGAUGGGACAUUGUGUCUCCCCGCUACCUCCUUCACCAAAGAAGAAAGGGAUGAAGAGGGGGAGCUUGGCAGGAAGAGAUGGGGUCCCCUACAUGCAGCCCCGAGGCAAACAGGGAGGGGGGAUGGUGGGUGGGGAGGGAGGACCCAACACACUGCCUGGGUCAUGGGUUGGGAUGGAGGACGGGGGGGCGUCAGGAGAGGAGAGGACGUCCCCGCCGGUGGAGAUGGACCAGGGGAGCAUCGGGCUUGACGGCCUCCGGUCCAUGUGCGAAGGGGUGUUAGAGUGGUGGGAUGUAGUUAAGGCAGGGAUACCCCUCUCGGCCCUCCUCUUCGUACUGUACAUGAAGCCUCUGGGGGCUGCCAUUAGGGCAGACACAGGGGUGGAGGGCUUGUUGAUCCCUGGGAGGUGGGCUGCGCUAACAUCCCCGAACAUGAGCUCCCUAAACAUCUCCCCUCCUGUUAAAGAAGAGGAGGUCUGCUGGACGGAGAAAGAAGCUCUGGGGCUGAACAUUGUUGUGAAAGAGGAGAAGGAAGAGGAGGAUGUCACAGUAAAACAAGAAGUAGAGGUUGAGGAUGUUACAGUGAAAGAAGAGAAAGACGUUUCAGUGAAAGAAGAGGAAGACGCGUUCAGAGUGAAAGAAGAGGAGGAUGCCAUUUUUGGGGUGAAGAUGGAAGGGGCGAUUACUGUCACAUUGAAAGAUGAAGAGGUGGAGAUAGGAGAUCCGAUUAACAUCAGAGAGAGAAGUGACUACCGUGGGUCCUCUGGGGAGCCUCAACAAAAUCAUGAUGCUGACAUGGCAGAGAAGAGUCUCCCCAGAUCAAAACACCUCAAGAAAAAACAGCGGAAACCCACAGGGAAGAAAUCUCAUUGCUGCUCUGACUGUGGGAAACAUUGCAAGUCUUCAUCAGAACUUAAAAUACACCAGCGAGUACACACAGGAGAGAAAUCUUAUAGAUGUACUCAAUGUGGGAAGAGUUACUUAAGAUCAAAAUCACUAAAAGUACACAUGAGAAUUCACACAAGAGAAAAAGCUUAUAGCUGUGAUCAAUGUGGGAAGAGUUUCACUACAUCUAGCUAUCUGACAAUACACCAGAGAACACAUACAGGAGAGAAACCAUAUAGCUGUACUCAAUGUGGAAAGAGUUUCACUCAUUCAAGCAACCUGUUAUCACACCAGAGAAAACACACAGGAGAGAAAUCUUAUAGCUGUGAUCAAUGUGGGAAGAGUUUUACUCAGUCAAGCAACCUGGUAUCACACCAGAGAACACACACAGGAGAGAAACCUUAUACCUGUGCUCAAUGUGGGAAUAGUUUUACUACAUCUAGCCAUCUGAUUGUACACCAGAGAACACACACAGGAGAGAAACCUUACAGCUGUACUCAAUGUGGGAAGAGUUUCACUCACUUAAGCAGCCUGGUAUCACACAAGAGAAAACACACAGGAGAGAAACCUUAUAGCUGUGAUCAAUGUGGGAUGAGUUUUACUACAUCGAGCCAUCAGAUUGUACACCAGAGAACACACACAGGAGAGAAACCUUACAGCUGUACUCAAUGUGGGAAGAGUUUCACUCACUUAAGCAGCCUGGUAUCACACAAGAGAAAACACACAGGAGAGAAACCUUAUAGCUGUGAUCAAUGUGGGAUGAGUUUUUCUACAUCUAGCCAUCAGAUUGUACACCAGAGAACACACACGGGAGAGAAAUCUCAUAGCUGUGAUCAAUGUGACAAAAGAUACUCUGAUAAAAGAUCUCUGAUCAAACAUCAGAAAAUACAUACAUGAAGGAGUUGUUUCAUGAUAUCAAUGAAAUAAUGUCACAAUGUAGAAUGUUUUACACAUUGUAGUAGCAGUUUUUUAAUGAUGUCACAAUGUAUAACCCUAAACGUUUGCCCCCUGUUAAAUUGAUUUCAGCAUAAUAUGGAUAUUAGCCUCAUCAAUGGAAAUUGUUUUGUACUUUGCUCCGUUCUUCUUUCCCUCGAUCCUGACUAGUCUGCCAGUCCCUGCCACUGAAAACAUCCCCACAGCAUCAUGCUGCCACCACCAUGCUUCACCGUAGGGAUGGUGCCUGGUUUCCUUCAGAUGUGAUGCUUUGCAUUCAGGCCAAAGAGUUCAAUCUUGGUUUCAUCAGACCAGAGAAUCUUGUUUUUCAUGGUCUGAGAGGCCUUUUUUUGAACUCCAAGUGGGCUGUCAUGUGACUUUUAUUGAGGAGUGGCUUCCGGCUGGCCACUCUAUUAGAGGUCGACCGAUUAAUUGAAAUGGCUGAUUAAUUAGGGCCGAUUUCAAGUUUUCAUAACAAUCGGAAAUUGGUAUUUUUGGACACCGAUUUGGCCAAUUAUUAUUAUUUAUUUUUUUACACCUUUAUUUAAUCUUUAUUUAACUAGGCAAGUCAGUUAAGAACACAUUCUUAUUUUCAAUGACGGCCUAGGAACGGUGGGUUAACUGCGUCGUUCAGGGACAGAUUUUCACCUUGUCAGCUCGGGGGAUACAAUCUUGCAACCUUACAGUUAACUAGUCCAACGCAAUAUAACCACCUGCCUCUCGUUGCACUCCAAAAGGAGACUGCCUGUUACGCGAAUGCAGUAAGCCAAGGUAAGUUGCUAGCUAGCAUUAAACUUAUCUUAUAAAAAACAAUCACUCAAUCAUAAUCACUAGUUAACUACACAUGAUUGAUGAUAUUACUAGUUUAUCUAGCGUGGCCUGGGUUGCAUAUAAUCUGACUGAGCAUACAAGGAUACAAAUAUCUGACUGAGCAAUGGUAGGCAGCAGCAGGCUCGAAAGCAUUCAUUCAAACAGCACUUUUGUGCGUUUUGCCAGCAACUCUUUGUUGUGCGUCAAGCAUUGCACUGUUUAUGACUUCAAGCCUAUCAACUCCCGAGAUGAGGCUGGUGUAACCGAUGUGAAAUGGCUAGCUAGUUAGCGGGGUGCGCGCUAAUCGCGUUUUAAACGUCACUCACUCUGAGACUUGGAGUGGUUGUUCCCCUUGCUCUGCAUGGGUAACUUUGCUUCGAGGUUGGCUGUUGUCGUUGUGUUCCUGGUUUGAGCCCAGGGAGGAGCGAGGAGAGGGACGGAAGCUAUACUGUUACACUGGCAAUACCAAAUUGCCUAUAUGAACAUCCAAUAGUCAAUGGUUAUUGAAGUACAAAUGGUAUAGAGGGAAAUAGUCCUAUAAUUCCUAUAACUACAACCUAAAACUUCUUACCUGGGAAUAUUGAAGACUCAUGUUAAAAAGGAACCACCAACUUUCAUAUGUUCUCAUGUUCUGAGCAAGGAAUUUAAACGUUAGCUUUCUUACAUGGCACAUAUUGCACUUUUACUUUCUCCAACACUUUAUUUUUGCAUUCUUUAAACCAAAUUGAACACGUUUCAUUAUUUAUUUGAGGCUAAAUUGAUUUUAUUGAUGUAUUAUAUUAAGUUUAAAAAAGUGUUCAUUCAGUAUUGUUGUAAUUGUCAUUAUUACAAACAACUAAAAAAAUCAUCCGAUUAAUCGGUAUCGGAUUUUUUGGUCCUCCAAUAAUCGGUAUCUGCGUUGAAAAAUCAUAAAAGGUUGACCUCUACACUCUAUCAUAAGGCCUGAUUGAUAGAGUGCUGUAGAGAUGGUUGUCCUUCUAGAAUGUUGUCCCAUCUCCACAGAGGAUCUCUGGAGCUCUGUCACAGUGACCAGCGGGUUCUUGGUCACAUCCUUGAACAAGACCCUUCUCCCCUCAUUGCUAUGUUUGAAGAGUCUUGGUGGUUCCAAACAUAUUCCAUUUAAGAAUGAUGGAGGCCACUGUGUUCUUGGGGACCUUCAAUACUGCAGACAUUUUUUGAUACCCUUUCCCAGAUCUGUGCUUCGACACAAUCUUGUCUCGGAGCUCCACUGACAAUUCCUUCGACCUCAUGGCUUGGUUUUUGCUCUGACAUGCGCUUUCAACUGUGGGACCUUAUUUAGAAAGGUGUGUGCCCAAAUCAUGUCCAAUCAAUUGAAUUUACCGCAGGUGGACUCCAAUCAAGUUGUAGAAACAUCUCAAGGAUGAUCAAUGGAAACAGGAUGCACCUGAGCUCAAUUUUGAGUCUCAUAGCAAAGGGUCUGAAUACUUGUGUAAAUAAGGUAUUUCUGUUUUUCAUCAUGCGUUAUUAGGAUGUCAUUAUGGGGUAUUGUGUGUGGAUUGAUGAGGAACAUAAUACUAUUUAAUACAUUUUAGAAUAAGGCUGUAAUGUGGAAAAAGUCAAGGUGUCUGAAUAAUUUCUGAAUGUUCUGAACAUGCUGUUGGUUUACUGUUAUAAUAUAUGUUGUAUGACUACACCAAUACUGUUAAAGCAAUGAUGCAGAGAUGUAGAAAAUGCAUGGCCAACCUUGCUGCUAGAGAUCUAGCUACUGGGUGUGCAGGUUUCUGUUCCAGCCCUGCACUAUCACCUGACAUUGUGCUGAUUAUUUGGAUUAGACACUUCAACUAUUCAAUCAUGUCUUGUUUUGGAGUCAGAUGGAUGCCUAAACCCACUGCCCAUUUCCACAGGUGUUCUUUAUGACAGGAAAUAAAGGGCUGAUUCACAGUA
Messenger RNA from Oncorhynchus masou masou (cherry salmon), 6925 nucleotides. RefSeq names its product zinc finger protein 850-like. NCBI's taxonomy places the organism in Eukaryota, Metazoa, Chordata, Actinopteri, Salmoniformes, Salmonidae. Gene Ontology annotation, cellular component: nucleoplasm. The record is from RefSeq and is a predicted model, not a curated record. Gene Ontology annotation, molecular function: DNA-binding transcription repressor activity, RNA polymerase II-specific; RNA polymerase II cis-regulatory region sequence-specific DNA binding. Gene Ontology annotation, biological process: regulation of transcription by RNA polymerase II. The transcript is spliced from 11 exons. Bases 209 to 4174 code for a protein of 1321 amino acids.